AUGUCUUCCCAGGAGACGCAGCUCCCCACCAUCCUCUUCACCCCCGGCGCAUGGCACCGGCCGUGGGUGUUCGACCUGGUGCGUGAGGACCUGGCCGGCCGGGGCUACCCUACCGCCGCCGCAGCGCUGGCCAGCGUCGGCAGCACGGACGCGGACGUCGGCCUCGAUCAGGAUGUGGAAGCCGUCCGCGCCGUCCUGCGGGGGCUCGUCGACGCCGGGCGCGACGUCGUCGUCGUGGCGCACUCGUACGGCGGCGUCCCCGUCGCCAACGCCGUCCGCGGCCUCAACUACAAGGACCGCGCCGCCGAAGGACGGAGCGGCGGCGUGAUUAUGGUUGUGUACAUGGCCUCCUUCGCCAUCCCUGCCGGAGAGAGUCUUUUUGACGGCAAGGAGAUACCGUCGUGGUUAAAUGUCACGGACGGCCUUGCCUUGCCUCGCGACCCAAUCUCGAGAUUCUACGCCGACGUCGAGCCCUCCCUCGCCGCCAAGGCCGUCGCUGCCCUGCUCCCUCAGCCUCUCAAGACAGUCCAGGGCACGUCGGGCUUCGAGCCCUGGAACGAAGGCUUCGAGAUGGGUUACGUCUUCGCCGAGGACGACCAGGCCAUCAGCCUCGACAGGCAGAUCGACAUGUCGUCCCAGUUCCCCGCCAGCUCCUUCACCGCGACUCUGACGGCGAGCCACUCGCCCUUCCUCAGCAUGCCCGAGGCUCUUGGUAAGGUUCUUCAACAGGCUGCGGAGGUGGCGGUUGCAAGGAGGGCAAACUGA
Molecule: messenger RNA, 765 nt
Organism: Colletotrichum higginsianum IMI 349063
Lineage: Eukaryota; Fungi; Ascomycota; Sordariomycetes; Glomerellales; Glomerellaceae
Product: FAD binding domain-containing protein
Exons: 2
Coding region: 1-765 (254 amino acids)
Source: RefSeq, a predicted model, not a curated record